Meriones unguiculatus (Mongolian gerbil) is the source of this 5838-nucleotide messenger RNA. Its product is annotated as zinc finger protein OZF-like. Gene Ontology annotation, biological process: regulation of transcription by RNA polymerase II. The record is from RefSeq and is a predicted model, not a curated record. Gene Ontology annotation, molecular function: DNA-binding transcription activator activity, RNA polymerase II-specific; RNA polymerase II cis-regulatory region sequence-specific DNA binding. The coding region runs from base 147 to 1853 and encodes 568 amino acids. The transcript is spliced from 5 exons. Lineage: Eukaryota; Metazoa; Chordata; Mammalia; Rodentia; Muridae. Gene Ontology annotation, cellular component: nucleus.
ACUGUUGCUGACCCGCCAUCUUGGCGUGCGCGGCCGCUUUUCUUCUCGCUUCUCGGGCUUCUGGAUUGCGCCUGGUCUGUGUCGCCGUGUGAGUCGCGGGCGCCCGGACGCCCACCGCGAGGGGGUCGCUCACCCGGAGUCCCGAGAUGGGGCUGGUGUCAUUUGAGGACGUGGCUGUGGACUUCACCUGGCAGGAGUGGCAGGAGCUGGAUGCUGCUCAGAGGACCCUCUACAGGGACGUGAUGCUGGAGACCUACAGCAGCCUGGUGUCCUUGGGGCACUGUGUUACUAAACCUGAGCUGAUCUUCAGAUUGGAGCAUGGAUUUGGGCCGUGGAGUAUAGGAGAGGCUUCACUCUGGAAUCUCCCAGGUGUUCUUGAAGUGUAUGCUCCAGAUAAAACUUGCCUGGGAAAUCCAGAGAGUCACAUCUGGCCGUUGGGAAGUGUCAGCGGGAAUCUGUCAAACAAAGAGAUGAUUGAAGCAGAAAUGAAGGUUCAACUGGCACUCCAUCGAGGUACAAAACCCUAUGAAUGUAAACCAUGUAUGAAAAUGGUUACUCUGACAUCGCAGCAGCCGGGCAAGCAGCAGGAGUAUUGUUCAAGUGUGAAACCCUACGAAUGGAAGGAAUGUCAGAGAGCUUUUCAUUCUAAGUCAGCGCUCUCUAACCAUCAGAGAACUCGUACAAGAUUGAAGAUCUAUCAGUGUACAGAAUGCAGGAAAGCUUUCCCCUCCAAGUCAGAACUCGCUGUGCAUCAUAGAAUUCAUACCGGGGAGAAGCCCCAUGAAUGUGAAGAGUGUGGGAAAGCCUUCUAUCGUAAGUCAACCCUUACAGUACAUCAGAAAACUCACAGGGGUGAGAAGCCGUACGAAUGUAAGGAAUGUUGGAAAGCUUUCUAUUAUAAGUCAACCCUCACCGAACAUCAGCGAAUUCAUACAGGUGAGAAGCCUUAUGUGUGUAAAGAAUGUGGCAAAGCUUUCUUCUACAAGUCAAACUUAACUCGCCACCAUAGAACUCACACAGGUGAGAAGCCUUAUGAGUGUGAAGAGUGCAGGAAAGGGUUCUCCUCCAAGUCAGAGCUCACUUCCCAUCAUAGAACUCAUACUGGGGAAAAGCCCUAUCAGUGUGAAGAAUGUGGCAAAGCUUUUUACUGCAAGUCAACCCUGCGUGUACAUCAAAAAAUACAUACAGGUGAAAAGCCCUAUGAGUGUAAGGAGUGUCUGAAAUCUUUCUAUUAUAAGUCAACCUUGACCGAACAUCAGAGAACUCAUACAGGUGAGAAGCCCUAUGAAUGUAAAGAAUGUGGUAAAGCUUUCUUCUAUAAGUCACAGUUAACUCGCCACCAUAGAAUUCACACAGGUGAGAAGCCUUAUGAGUGUGAAGAGUGCAGGAAAGCUUUCUCCUCCAAGUCAGAGCUCACUGCUCAUCAUAGAACUCACACUGGCGAGAAGCCCUAUGAGUGUAAAGAAUGUGGCAAAUGUUUCUGUCGUAAGUCCCACUUAACCCUCCAUCAUAGAAUCCAUACAGGUGAGAAGCCCUAUGAGUGUAAAGACUGCAGAAAAGCUUUUUUCUGCAAAUCAGGACUUGCUCGACAUUUGGGCACUCAUACACAUGAUACUAAUACAAAGAAUAGAGAAAAGCAUUUUCCUGCAACUCACAGCUCAGUCAACAUCAGAAAUGUCAUGCAAGUGAGGAACCCUGUGGCUAUAAAGAAUGAAGAAAAACUCUCCACUAUAAAUCAGGCUUCACUCCAUACCAUGGACUUCUUAGAGCUGAGAAGUCCUAUAGAUAUACAUAAUGCAGGAAAACUUGAUUUCAUAACUCAUACAUCGUUCAAUAUGAGUGAACUCAGAUGAGACACACUAAUAAUGUAGAAGAGGAAAGAAAGCUCGCAGUCAGCCAGGAUCACUUGACAUUAAAGAAUACCUGUAGAAUGAUGACACAUGAAAACUGCCAUGAGGGAGACCUUUUUCAACAUCAGAAAACCCAUAUUGUUGUGAGACAUUUGUAUCUGGAAAGAGCACAGGAAAGCUCUACUAUAGUUAUUUCAAAGUAAGUAACUCAUACAUGUGAAGAAGCUUAUGAAUUUAAAAGCCAAAAGGUUUUAAUGGUAAGUCAAGUCUCAGUUGACAUGAGUAUAUAUGCAUUGAAGAACCCUGAGAAUGUUUAAAAUCAAAAACAUGUUCUAGUGUGGAAUACUGUAUGUCCUAGUGUGGAAUACUGUAUAUGUGCUAAGCUUAGGAAGCAAACAUGUAAGGGACCUAGGAAAAGAACACAGGAAAAUGUUGAUAAGUCAGAUCACAUUCUGUGUCAGGAAAGUCAUAGACUUCGUGCAAAUAACAAAUUUGUCAUGUAUACUGCUACUUGCUUAUGGUCCAUGCUCACUGAGACAUAGUUAUCCAAGACUAGAAACCUCAGAUCCUCUCCCGCUCUGGUUGGGCCUAGAGUGUUGUAAGGGCAUGUGUACCUGGUAGGAGGCACUGGCAUCUUGUAGAACUGCUACAAGAGAAAAGAUGGCGAAUCUUCUGAUAAGGUCGGUUUAAUCUGACAGUCACUGACAUAGGAGUCAAGAAAUUAACAGUGCUUAUUUCCUGAUCAUCCUCAGAGAAGGGAUAAUUAAGAGUAGUGAUAUUAUAUCAGAUUAGGAGCACAGGAGAGACAGGUACAUGGGGAUUGUACCACACUUUGCAGAUACAGAAGGGAGUCUAGACCCAGGCCUAAUAUAACAGACCAAGUGAGUGUUAGAGCCAGGAGCAAAUAUCCCAUCUCAGCUCAGUGAUGAGUGCCCCUGCACCAUUUUACUUGGUGAGCUUUAUACCCUGCUGUUAGUGGCCGAAGGGAGAACAGUCUUCACUUCCAUUUUCUAACUCUGGCAGAAGAGAAUCUUAAUAAUGUUAUCUUGAGUGACUGUCCUCUCAGCCAGGGAACUGCCAUUUCGGGGAAUUCAGUUGUGCCCCUUUCAGAAGCUCAUCCCAGCUGAGCCUGUUGAUGGCUUACACCCUCUUCUCCCCUUCCCAGUGUCCCAACUGCUCCCUACAACCGGAAGCUCUGCAGACUGCCUGGGGAAAAGAUUUAGAGUGAGUAUGUGUAUGGAUGUGUGUGUGUGUGUUAAUGCAUACGUAUUUAUAUGUGUGUGUACGUGCAUGCCAGGGAAGACUAGGGAAGGGGCCACAUCCUCCAUCUGUGCUGUUUUGGAAAAGCCACAUUCCUGUUGGGUAAGGAUUUCCAGAUGCAGCCCACUGCGGGUAGAGUACCCACACCCUUGUAAGUAACCCGCAAGCUCUGUAACGAAGCCAAAUAAACUCACUGGUUUAUUUGUGAACUUUGAUGGAAUCAUGUCUCUGUUUGUCUUCGGACCUUAGGAGAAGAGAUAGACAUUGCUUAUGUCUCCCCUGGCAAGGAAUUUAUAGCAACAUAGGGUCACCCUUAGAUGAACCCUCAGUCAAGAUGAGGCAGUGGCCACACAAGGUGAGUGUUGUUCUGGUAGGUUGGCGCUCGAGGAACUUGAGUGAUUCUCAUUCGCUGGUAUAUCCUCUAAAUCCAGCCUUUUCCCCCUUUCCCAUGGUACUUAGUGAUACUACAUUAAGGAAAGUAGAUAGUGCAAGAAACUUACAUGCUCGGAAAAUUCUCAUUCAGGUUGAAUUGUGGUAAGAGACACUGAUUAAAUAAUAAUCUUAGUAAUUCACCCUGACUCAGUAGAGUGAGAAGGUCAGGGAGAUACAGCUAAGGGUUCUAGUAACUCUUAAGUGGGACAUCCAAGAGUAUCCUGGAAGCCAGUUAAUGAGUUGUCAGUUCAGCAGCUUCCUGGGCCUUGGGUGGGUGCCCAGGCAUAUGCAUUCAUCACUGCUACCUGAUGGCACAUUGCCAUCCCAUUACGUUUCACCUUUCUCACCGGUUACUCUGGAUGUUUGUGAAUGACUGUGGGUAUUGAGUGAUUGUGGAGUCAGAUCCUUGGGACAGAGUCUGGCUGAGGCUUGAGAAGAAGUCUCAAAGUCUCAGCACAUAGAAAGUCCUUUCAGAAGCGUCUCAAAUCUGAAAUUAUGAGCUGGGUGCAUAUCUUCUUAUGUGACAUAAUCUUGACAAGAUUCAAAACAUCCAGCUGUUAAGGUUCCUGACUGCACAGCAGCAUGAGGUUUUCACUAGCUUGCCAUUAGUUUCAGGUGUGUGUAGAUGAAAGGUAGCAAGUGUCCCAAGUAUCCCACGUGUCUCCAGCCUGUGUCCAUAGAUUCAUGUUUCUGACCAGUCCCCAUGUUUUUCUUCUAGAGCCAGAGCUUGGCAUAUAACCACACUGUUUCCACACAUAUCUGACUACAGAAGGUCCUGGAAAUAGUGCAAGUACCGGAGUGUAUGGCAGCAUUGAUGUGAGGGGGGUUUUGAUGGACUGGUGUAGUUUAGAGUAGGAAUGGGGAGGUAGGAGUCACUGUCUCCCAGGGCUAGAACCUGCAUUACACUACAGCUUGCACUGUUGACUUCUUAGGUUUUCAAAGACACAGAUAUUACACAUCAGGGUCAGAAGAGGGCUUUGGAUGGGACUAGAAGAAUGGACAAUUAUGUGUGGGUGUGUGUUUUUGUGUGCACACACUCUUUGUAAACUCAAGACUAAACAUGGUUUACAUCUGUACUAAAGAAAGAAGUUGGCUCUGUUUAAUAAGAAUUCUGAGAGAGCAUCACCAUUCACCUGCCAUCCAUGUGUCCUGUAACAUUCUCAUGGGCCAUGAGUAAACAAACUCGGAGCCUAAAAAGGGAAAUUGCAGGCUAUACUUAAAGAAAUAGAAUGACCCUUUCACGGGGGACUCCUAAGACCAUUGGAAAAUACAGAUAUUUAUAUUCCAGUUCAUAACAGCAAAAUACAGGCAUGAAGUAGAAACGAAAAUAAUUUUAUGAUAGGCGAAUUAGAGUUAGUUUCUGAAUCCCAUAGGAUUAGUAAGAGUCAAGGAUAUGCGCAAAAUAUUUAGACGGUCUUUGAAAUUAAGCAUUCACUUAUCUUACUCAGAGAACCAAAACCUCACUACUUAUGAAGUAACUAAAAACUGAAUUUUUAAACAAAUACCCACUUAAAUGAGUGUGCUGGAUAUUACUGUACUCCAAAUUUUAAAUAAGGACCAGUAUUCUGAAAAGGUCAGAAUAGAUAGAUGAUCAGAAAUUAGCAUAUCUGUCUGACAUACCCAUUGAACAAGUAUUGGAAGGUGCUGAGUUAGGUAACAAGCAGGAUUUUGGCUCUUUUCCAAAUAUCAGGCUGUGCAAACUACUCCAGUUGGGAAGUAUUUUAAUCACAGGUGUUUUAAUAGCAGGGAGAGGAGUUUGCAGUUGUGGUGGAACUCUUGGAAAGAAAUACAUUGUAGCUAAGUGGGACUGAUUCCUACAGUCUAGUUGAACAAUUUGUAAAUAAACUGAAAUGUUCCACUGAACACUGCCAUUUGUAACUGGGAUCAUCAACAUGAACUUAUUUUGUGACUUUUUCCCUGUACUCUUGGGGUUCUAACUUUCUGAACCAACAUUGUUGUAUUCUCUUGUAUUAUAAUCAUGCACAUGGAUACUAAUUUAUGUGUUGUGUCAGUAGUAAGAAAAUAUCAAAUUUAUUCAUCCACAAAUUUUACUAAAUGGAUAAUAUUUUUAUAUUUAAUUUUUUAUUCAUGAAUAUUCAGUUACUCUAACUUUUCAAGUAGGGUUUUUAAAGAUAUUUUCCAAGUUAAAAUAUUAUAUUAUUUUCUCUCUUCUCUUUCCUGCCUCCAGCCCUUCCCCUGUACUCCUUGCUCUCCAAAAUUCAUGGUCUCUUUUUCCUUAAUUUUUGCUAUUGAUGUAUGUGAAUAUAUUCCUAAAUACAUAAAUACAACCUGUUCA